This is a messenger RNA of Soboliphyme baturini, 564 nucleotides long. NCBI's taxonomy places the organism in Eukaryota, Metazoa, Nematoda, Enoplea, Dioctophymatida, Soboliphymatidae. The record is from the annotation of a GenBank genome assembly.
AUGAUUACACGUGAUCGCGAUGGCGGUUGCUCAGACGACCCACGUACGACGCCAGAUGGCGCUCAGCUCGCUCCGCUACAUAAGAGUGCCGCCCGAGACCGGAUCGAGCUGCCGCCGCGGAACGGAGGCUGUGCAUUGAGUAGCCAAAGUUUUGUAUCGCAUUUCAACACCACUUUGGAGUCUCUGCGCAAGAACAUGGCCCGCAGAAAGGAAGUAUCGACACGUUUGAUCAAGCCGACCGAUGAUCGAGUGGACGUACCGCUGCUGAUGCAUUAUCUUUAUCACUGGGAGGCGAGGUUUGAAGAGGAUGGCGUAGUAGCCGUCUACGACGAGGGACUUCCUCAGUACCUCCUCUGCGACAAACAAUCGCAUCACAUCUUCUACGCCGCACUGGUAAUGGCUAAGCCAAGUCUGCGAUGCUCCCUGAGCCAAGAGGAACCUCCGAACGCGGACGUCAGCGCUCUGAUUGUCGAAGGAUUGUCUGGUGAGCCCGACGAGCUGGAGGCGCUCAAGAAACUGAGGGAAGUGAUGACAAAACGAGGCUACAAAUUUCCUCACUACUGA